Rotaria sp. Silwood2 is the source of this 456-nucleotide messenger RNA. The record is from the annotation of a GenBank genome assembly. NCBI's taxonomy places the organism in Eukaryota, Metazoa, Rotifera, Eurotatoria, Philodinida, Philodinidae.
AUGCGAUUCAAGAUACAUUAUCGUAUUCAUCCAGCUGAUUCAUGUAAAAAAAUUCUUGAAAAUAAUCGUCGUAUAAUAAAUGAUGAUCGUAUUGUUCCUCAUAUUCGUUCAUGUUCGGAACCAUCACCUAUAUCACCAUAUGGUAAAGAUAUUUAUUCAUAUGGUAUUCUUGAAGAAACAAUACGUCAAACAUUUGAAAAAGAACGUCAACCAAUUAUUGUUGUACCUGGUUUAAUGUUAGGCGCAACAGAUAGUAGAUCAUAUACAAAUUUAUCCAAAAAUUUAUAUCGUUUUUCUCCAUUUGUUUAUCGUCAUGAUGAUUUAAAUCGUCUUCAUGGUGAUAAUGAACGUAUAAGACAUAAUGACAUGCAACGAGGAUUGAAUUUUUAUUUUCAUCUUAUUCUUAACAAUCAACUUGAAAAUAUACCUGAAACAAUAUUAAAUUCAGAGCUUUAG